AGGAGGGGGGGUUUUCUGCAAAUUGUUCCAACGGUCAAAAGGAAAGUGCCAUCCAGAUUCUCACCCUUCUCAGCAGCUCAAAACACAUUUCUCACCCUUCUCUCUCUCUCCCUCUUCAGAAAUCGACGCCCUCAUCGCCGAAGCCACAGACCUCUGCACCCUCGAGCAAAUUGCAGCCCUCAACACUGCUCACCUCUCCGGCUCCCCUCUUCUCCCUCCUCCUCCCAUAGUCUCAAUGCCUUCCCCGUUCUCCUCCUCUUCAGAGAUCGAUGACUCCGCAAUCGAUGCCGUCAUUGCCGAAGUAACAGACCUCUGCGCCCUCGAGCAGAUCGCGGAGCUCAACACCGCUCACCUCUCAGACUCCCAUCUCCCUUCCAAUCUCGACACCCGAUUCGAGAGGCUCAAAUCCUUUCCUGCUGCUAAGCAUGAAUGGACCAAUGAAGAGAAAGAAAACGUACCCGGAAGCUUGAAUCGGAGCGAGAGCAGCCCGAUUCCGUGGCAAGAUCCGAAACCCGAUCAGCGACCGGUGAAGCCUGAUAUCAGGGAGGAGAAGCAAAGAUCGGGAGGAUCACCUUCACCACCAAGGAAAAGCUGCUGUUUUGUUUUCCCUCCGAAGAGGAUCCAGAGAAGGGGAAGCAAGAUUGAUGGUGAUGAUGAUGAUGAUGAUGAGAUUAUGAAGGAGUUUGGGAGCCGUAAGCUGAAGGAGCGUCGGAGGAAGCUGAAGAAGGCGUGGAAGGAUCAAGAGAAGGCGAACGAGGAGGCGGAGAAAAUGGCCACGUGGGUGAAGCAGGUGUCCUCAAAGAUCAAUGAGGCUGCCAUUGAUGAGCUGCUGAAAGAGGAGCUCAAGUGACUGGUUUCGUUCCCUGAUGCUAGUUUGUAUGACUAUAAAUCUUUUCAUUCAAUUUCUUACAUAGCAUGUUGAAUAGAAUACUAUAGAUUUCAGUACAAAUAGGAAACAUGUACCUAAAUUUUUGUUAUAUGCAUGAGGAUUAUGUGUUGCUUAUUUGGUUUUUC
Asparagus officinalis (garden asparagus) is the source of this 1014-nucleotide messenger RNA. RefSeq lists its product as uncharacterized. Bases 236 to 850 code for a protein of 204 amino acids. The record is from RefSeq and is a predicted model, not a curated record. NCBI's taxonomy places the organism in Eukaryota, Viridiplantae, Streptophyta, Magnoliopsida, Asparagales, Asparagaceae. The transcript has a single exon.